UUGAACUUCCGGUGCCGCUGCUUCCGGCCCGGAAGAGCUGUGUCAGGGUGCAGGCAUAGGGCAAGAUGGCGGCUGCAGCUGUGGUCGAGUUUCAGAGAGCUCAGGAAAUGCUGGGGACCGACAGAGCGGCGAGUAUAGACAUCCUGCAGUCUAUCGUCAAGCGAGAUAUCCAGGAAAGCGAUGAGGAAGCGGUACGCGUCAAGGAGCAGAGCAUCUUGGAGCUGGGGGGGCUUCUAGCCAAGACCGGACAGGCUGCAGAACUCGGUGGUCUCCUGAAGUAUGUGCGUCCCUUCCUCAACUCCAUCAGUAAGGCCAAAGCAGCCAGACUGGUGCGGUCUCUGCUGGACCUGUUCUUAGAUAUGGAGGCUGCGACUGGACAAGAGGUGGAGCUUUGUCUGGAAUGCAUUGAAUGGGCCAAGGCUGAGAAGAGGACCUUUCUACGCCAAGCACUGGAGGCUCGACUUGUUUCUCUGUAUUUCGACACUAAACGCUACCAAGAGGCAUUGCAGUUAGGGUCACAGCUUUUACGAGAGCUGAAAAAGAUGGAUGACAAAGCCCUUUUGGUGGAAGUUCAGCUCUUGGAGAGCAAGACCUACCAUGGCCUUACUAACAUACCAAAAGCCAGAGCAGCACUCACGUCUGCACGUACUACAGCCAACGCCAUCUAUUGCCCACCCAAGCUUCAGGCUGCCCUGGACAUGCAGUCGGGGAUAAUCCACGCAGCAGAAGAGAAGGACUGGAAAACGGCUUACUCCUAUUUCUAUGAGGCAUUUGAGGGCAAUGAUUCUAUUGACAGUCCCAGAGCUAUAACAGCACUGAAAUACAUGCUGCUGUGCAAGAUCAUGCUGAACACACCAGAAGACGUGCAGGCCUUGGUGAGCGGAAAACUGGCCCUUCGUUACGCUGGGCGGCAGACAGAAGCACUGAAAUGUGUAGCCCAGGCCAGCAAGAACCGCUCACUUGCCAAUUUUGAGAAGGCACUGACAGAUUACAAAGCAGAGUUACGGGAUGACCCCAUCAUUAGCACUCAUCUGGCCAAACUGUAUGACAAUUUGUUGGAACAGAACCUUAUCCGAGUCAUUGAACCUUUCUCCAGAGUACAGAUUGAUCACAUAUCCAUUCUCAUCAAACUGCCAAAGCCUGAGGUAGAACGCAAGCUUUCCCAGAUGAUCCUAGACAAGAAAUUUCAUGGUAUCCUAGAUCAAGGAGAGGGGGUCUUGAUAAUUUUUGAUGAGCCUCCUGUAGAUAAGACAUAUGAAGCUGCUCUGGAAACUAUUCAAAACAUGAGCAAAGUGGUGGACUCUCUGUACAACAAGGCCAAGAAACUUACAUAGGCCAUCUGAAAGCGUCAGCUCUUGAAGAAGCAGAACAGGAGCAGUGGACACCUCUCUUCCUCAUGUGGGAUGGUGGGAAAGGGGCAGGGGGCGCUCAAGGGAAUCCUUUUUUUCUUUUUUUUCCAUCCCUCAACAUAUUUUCUUGUCACCAAAUGAUUUUAAAGUUCCAUUUAUGGGUACCCCGUAUUAGCACUUGAGCCCCUUCCAGGUUCUGGGUCAAAUGCAACAUUUACUGACUGUCCACUCUCAGCCAUCCCAAGUCCUGGGGUUUGGGUAGAACAUUUUUUUGCUUGUUUUAUAGGUAUUAUUUUUUUCUGUGUAUUUAUCAGGAGUGGGGAUGCUGGGAGAGUCUGCUAGAGCUUAGCCGGGGCCCCCAGGAGCACACAUAUAAUAGCACUCUACUGCUCUGUGUCCUGUGUGUCAUACACCGGCUUAUAGGAGCCUGGAAGGGGGCUUGUAGGGGCUCAUGGUUCAGCUUCAUCAGGGAGCCUUCACUUCUGAUAAAUAAACGGGUUUGCUGCUUGCAGGGAUUUAAAAGUUACUGUCGCUGCUCCUGUUACCACUUCCAUAAGACGUGCCCCCAGCCCCGAUCAUGUCCUUUUUGGGUUUCAGUGUCCCACAAGAGGUGCACAAAUUCCACCCAGCUGACCAGAGUAUAUCUGAUGUUCAGAUGUGUUCCAAUAAAGAUCUUUUUUUUUCUUU
Nanorana parkeri is the source of this 2036-nucleotide messenger RNA. It is a transcript of the gene PSMD11, whose product is annotated as proteasome 26S subunit, non-ATPase 11. Gene Ontology annotation, biological process: ubiquitin-dependent protein catabolic process. Gene Ontology annotation, cellular component: proteasome regulatory particle, lid subcomplex. The transcript is spliced from 14 exons. Bases 66 to 1334 code for a protein of 422 amino acids. Gene Ontology annotation, molecular function: structural molecule activity; protein binding. NCBI's taxonomy places the organism in Eukaryota, Metazoa, Chordata, Amphibia, Anura, Dicroglossidae. The record is from RefSeq and is a predicted model, not a curated record.